AGUGCCGUUUGACAGAUAUGGGAAGAGAAUACAUCGGGAAGGUAAAUGAGACAGUAUCAGGAAAGGAGUGCCUGAGAUGGGACUCUAAGGAUUUCGGAACACCCAAUGACUCUCUCGCAAACGUUACGUAUUCUGAGCACUUUUCCAACCUGGAUACCUGGUCUCACCAGAACUACUGCCGCAACCCAUCUGGAAAAGAGAGGCCAUGGUGUUUCGUCAUGGACGAAGAUGCAGAAUGGGAAUAUUGUGAUAUCCCCAUGUGCACGGAUGAGGGUAAUUAUUUAUUCAUAGCCCCCUCGUCUUCUUUCAUAUGCCCCCAUCACUUGCUAAUUGAUGCACCUGAGGAAUGGAGUUUUGUUGUAUAUUUUGUUGAACACCCUCCAGAGUGCAAGAUAACUCAACAGGGCGGUGAAUACAUUGGAAGAACGAACGUGAGCCAUUCAGGGUUGGCGUGCCAAGAAUGGAUGGAACCUUGGAGCAUAAUAAUCCCUGGAAACGGGACAUUCUUCCUACCGGCAUUUCCGGAUUACGGAGAAACUAGGGAGUCCCACAACUUCUGUCGUAACCCUGAUGCAGAUGCCGCUCCUUGGUGUUUCAUUGAGGAUGAAUAUCUUGUCUCUGAAUACUGUGACAUCCCCUUCUGCAAGGUCCGAGAAGUUCAAGGUGGGCCCCAGGGGAAUGUGUAUCCCGAAUGCAGACUGACAGAAAAAGGGAAGGAAUAUGUGGGGACCAACAGUGUGACCGAGACGGGAAAGCCUUGCGUGGAUUGGGAAAAAAAUCCAUAUGGUAUGCCGUGGGAUUUCUUCAACAUAGAAGCGGGAUAUCCGGAUCACUUCAUCUAUUCCGACCCAGCAAUCCACAAGAAUUAUUGCCGGAAUCCUGCUCUGUACAGGGAUAAGCCUUGGUGCUUCAUCUCUCAACCAGACAUCGAGUGGGAAUACUGCGACAUUCCCUUAUGUCAGAAUCUCGAGCCGCCGGAAUGUAAAUUGACAACAAGCGGCGGUGAGUACGUUGGAAGGCAGAAUACUACCAUUUCGGGAUUUCGAUGCCAACAUUGGCUGGCAUCGAAACCUUCGUUUCACUAUCAGAUUAUCCGAUCACUAUCGACAUUUCCUGACGAAGUUGACGGGAGACACAACUUUUGCCGCAACCCUGAUAACUUUGGCCAUGGCCCAUGGUGUUAUUCGAAGGAUUCGAAGGAGGGCUGGGAGUAUUGUGAUGUGCCCUUUUGUCCCAAGACAGAAGGAGAACGAUGCGAUGUUCGUGUCUCAGGAAAUUGCAUAAGUCCAUUGGAGUGCAAAGAUACCCUAAUUGGAGACAUGUACAUUGGAACGAAGAACAUCACGAAAUCAGGUUUACCUUGCCAGCGGUGGAUGAUCAUUUCAUCUAAUACCAAAUCUUCUGACUUUUGGUACCGGAGCCCUGAAUCGUUUCCUGACAACAUGCAUCCUUCUCACAACUUUUGUCGUAAUCCUAAUUUCAAUCCGGAGGGGCCUUGGUGUUACAAUGGAGCUGGAACGGAUCCAUUUUGGGAAUAUUGUGACAUCGAAUUUUGC
This is a messenger RNA of Darwinula stevensoni, 1556 nucleotides long. Lineage: Eukaryota; Metazoa; Arthropoda; Ostracoda; Podocopida; Darwinulidae. The record is from the annotation of a GenBank genome assembly.